Molecule: messenger RNA, 3596 nt
Organism: Mizuhopecten yessoensis (Yesso scallop)
Lineage: Eukaryota; Metazoa; Mollusca; Bivalvia; Pectinida; Pectinidae
Product: monocarboxylate transporter 13-like
Exons: 7
Coding region: 360-2129 (589 amino acids)
Biological process (GO): transmembrane transport; monocarboxylic acid transport
Molecular function (GO): monocarboxylic acid transmembrane transporter activity
Source: RefSeq, a predicted model, not a curated record
UGUGUGUUGUAUAUAAGUGUGCUUGCGUGUGUGUAUGCAGGGAACAGGGUAUGUUGGUGUGGGAGUAAACAGCGGAGAAACCAUACAUACACAUGUGAUAGACUAAUGUCAGAAUGACGGACACAUCAAUAGAUGGACUCAAAGCGACCAAACCGGAUUUAGAACCGUUGAUCUUUAAUUCAGCAGACAGACAAAAUGUCGACUAAGUUGUGGUAGCUAGAUGAUGUAGACUUUGAACUACUGUGUUGUCCCGAACUAGACCUGCUGUAUGUGUGAGUACCAGCAAUCAAUGUACGUGUUUGUCGUGAAGAAACGAAUCUCAGAACAAGCGCUGUUGAUACGGCAGUGCCGCGAACACUAUGACGGACCCUGACCAUGACGACAUGGGAACGAGAACUAGACCCGAAGACACUGAAAUCGACAUCAUACAUGCAUAUGAACUUCCUGUUGACCGUGGAUGGGCGUGGGUCAUUCUUGCUGCCACCACACUCAUCACCACACUGUACGCCGGGAUUUUCAAAAGUUUUGGGCUAUUUUACGUGGAGAUCCUGGAUGUUUAUAGCGGCAAUGUUUCUACUACCUCUUUAAUAUCAUCUCUACAGUUUGCCGUCUACUGUCUUACAACGCUUCCAAUCAUGACGUCACUGCUGCGUCAUUGCAGUAUCAGGUCUUGCCAGAUAGCUGGUAUCCUGAUUACAGCUUUGGGAUUCGGAUUGAGCUCUCUAGUACACAGCUUGGACCUACUCAUCCUCACACAGAGUAUUCUGAGUGGACUAGGAAUGGCUCUAGUGUUCCCAACAGCCAUCGUCUUAGUUGGGAAGUAUUUUAAGGGACGUGCCGGAUUGGCUAAUGGCGUCUUGAUGUCAGGGUACGCACUAGGAGGUGUUGCCCUGCCGCCGCUAAUGCGGUACAUUCUGGAUGAGUACAGACUGGAAGGGGCUCUGCUGCUGACAGCGGGUAUCAUAUUAAAUUGUCUCCCUCUCGCGUUUUUAAUACAACCAAUAGAUUUUCAUACACAACAGCAACAAAAACCAGGCAAAACAGUAACACUGGAAGGACGUAGUGAAAUAAGAGAACUUAGACUAUAUAAACCUAAGAGCGCGGUAAACCUGCCAAGCAACUGCGUCAACUCGGAGAGCAAUAAUGGUUAUUCGACAGAGUUUAGUGACGGUCAUCACAUGCACCAGAUGAGGGCCCUACUGUCGGAUUACAAUACCGAUCUAAACAUUGCAAGUGCUUCAGCUCCAAAUCUCUCCUCACCUAAAAAUGUAACAAAUCAUACUUUUACAAAAGAUCAAAAUACCAGCGAUAGUCAGAUAGACACAAUAGCAAUCAAAUGUAACGUUGUGUAUUCAGAGCCACGUAUUUUCAAAUACCUUAGUACAGGUGAACUCGCAUAUCUAUCACAGGAGUUAGGAUGGAAUGCGUCAAGCGAUCACAAUUCGUCAAAUUCAUUUCGUGAGCUGAGUAUAAUAAAACGUGCAAUUAAUCAUUGUAAAUCUUGGCAAAUGUGCAGCCCAAAAUUGUGGAGGAAUAAGGACUUUUUAAUGCUUAUUCCAAUCUAUUGUUUUGCAAGUGUGGGUGGAGAAACAUCUCAUCUAUUUAUACCAUCUUUUGCGAAGGACAGGGGAGUGGAAAGCUCCAGGAUAGCUGCUCUGGUUUCCAUUCAGUUUAUGUGCGACUUUUCUGGGCGGAUCUUAAGUGGCUAUAUUGCAGACCUACCAAGGGUCAGACGACCGCAGAUUGUGAUGGCUUCCCAAUUGAUAGCCGGUCUCAUCAUGCAAAUGACACCAUUGUUCCAAGUCUUCUGGUCACUAGUUAUUUUCUCAGUUGGCUAUGGACUUACGGCGGGGAUCAUAUUUGUUUUGUUCCCACCGAUUCUGUCGGCCGCCGUUGGUCAAGAAAUGUUUCCAACGAGCAUGGCGGUCAUGAUUCUUAUAAAGGGUUGUUUUGUCAGUGGAAUAAUUCCUUUUCUAGGUUAUCUCCGAGACAGCACGAACAACUACCAUGCCACAUUCCAUUUAAUUGGUGCUACUUCAUUGACAACUGUCUUGUUUUUAGGACUGUUUGAUAAAGUGGCUGCACAACAUACCAAGGGAAGUUCUACCACCACUAACAGAGAUGUGUAAAUUACUUUUUGUUGAUUAUAGAAAGGCAUUUGAUUUCGUGAAUCGUCAAAAAUUAUUGUACAAAUUAUUAAGAGAAGGUAUUGAUGGUAAAAUGUAAACUAUAAUAAGAUCUGUAUAUGAAACAGUUUAGUGUUGUGUGAAGUAUGAAGGAAAAUUGUCAAACUUCUUCACUUGUAAAACGGAUUAUUCCAGGGAGAAAUUCUGUCGCCAAUUUUAUUUUUCUUAUAUGUAAAUGAUUGGCAAAUGCACUUUUUAUAAGAAAAUUGUCCAUCUAAUAAUGUACGCUGAUGACAUAGUCAUUGUAGCAGAAACUCCUGAAGGUCUUCAAAAGAUGCUAGAUUCUCUUUUAUAUUAUACUAACAAUUGGGAUUUAGGACGGGUCACAGUACCAUAGAUAAUAUCUUUAUUUUAAAUGGAGUUAUCUCUCAUCUUUUUCAUUUAAAAAAUAGUCUACAUUGUGCAUUUAUUGAUUUCUUAAAAAACAUUGAUUAUGUUGUAAGGGCAAUUUGUAGCUUAAACUAAUAAAAGUUGGCGUUAAGGGUAACAUGCUUGAUAUAAUUAAAGCUUCGUAUAGGUCUGUCAAAUCAAGGCUAAACGUAGAUAAUGAAAUUUCAGAAAGCUUUCAAUGCAUUACCAGGGUUCGUCAAGGUGAAAGUUUGUCUCCUUAUUUAUUUGUUAUGUAUAUAAAUGAUUUAGAAAAUGAAUUUAUAUUGAAUGGUUUUGAUGGUAUAGCAAUUGAUUAUUGAAAACUGUAUUUAGGUCCAUACGCGGAUGACAUCACAUUUUUUCCCGAGUCUAUACAGUUACAGCACGGAUUAGACAUACUGAAAGAGUAUUGUAACACAUGAAAAUUAAAACUGAAUGUAAAUAAAACUAAGGUUAUGAUAUUCAGAAAAGGUGGAAGGGUCCCAAGUGACGUUAGAUUUUUUAAUGACGGUGGAGAAAUUGAGAUAGUGAAUAGGUUUUCGUUUUUGGGCAUUGUUUUUACAUCGGGGGGUUCAUAUUGUGAGGCUCAAAAAACUCUGGCUGGCCAAGCUGCUAAAUCUAUAUUCAAAAUGGAAAAAUACUUUUGCUAAUUUAUCGCCCAAACAUAUAUGUGAUUUAUUUGAUAAAUUGGUAAUGCCCGUGCUUUGCUAUGGAAGCGAGGUAUGGGGCUUCCAUUUGGCUGAGGAUAUUGAACGUGUACACCUUAAAUUCUGUAAAAGAUUAUUAUAUGCAAAGCCCGCAACACAAAAUAAUUUUGUUUAUGGUUAACUAGGUCGUUUUCCAUUAAAAAUAACAAGAUAUUGCAGAAUAAUAAAAUAAUGGCUGAGGAUAGUAUGCGAUUCAACAAUCGAUCUUGUUAGAUCAGUAUAUAACAUUUUGUAUCAGGAUACUAAACAGUUUUCCAAACAAAAUUGGGCUAAUGCGGUAAAAGAACUUAUUUUUACUAAUGGUUUUGGAUACGUUUUGUACAUGCAGUCUGUA